This is a messenger RNA of Onychomys torridus (southern grasshopper mouse), 2573 nucleotides long. It is a transcript of the gene Cacng6, whose product is annotated as calcium voltage-gated channel auxiliary subunit gamma 6. Gene Ontology annotation, molecular function: calcium channel regulator activity. Gene Ontology annotation, biological process: calcium ion transport; regulation of calcium ion transmembrane transport via high voltage-gated calcium channel. Gene Ontology annotation, cellular component: membrane; L-type voltage-gated calcium channel complex. The record is from RefSeq and is a predicted model, not a curated record. The coding region runs from base 1080 to 1862 and encodes 260 amino acids. NCBI's taxonomy places the organism in Eukaryota, Metazoa, Chordata, Mammalia, Rodentia, Cricetidae. The transcript is spliced from 4 exons.
GAGCGAGCGCAGCGGGUCCGGAGGGCCGAGCGGGCGGAGGCGAGCAAAGUCGGACGCUUCGGAGGCAUCGCGGAGCUGGGGCCGGCGCUGCGCGGAGGCAGGAGAGCAGGAGGGGCCCGUGCCCGGGAGACCCGGGUGGGAAGGCCGAGGGGAGCGCGGGACCCCGAGCUGGGUCUGGAGCGAUCCCGGCCGGGCAGGCCCUGGGAGCCCGGGGGAGGGGGAGCCGAGUGACUGGAGGCAGGCUCACUGUGUCCCUUCCCAGGUCCUGUGGCCCCCUCAGGGUACUUUGCUCUGGUUUUCUGAGCCACAGUGUGGACCACAGUGCCUUGGUCUGAGCCUUGUCAGGACCCCAGGUCUUUCUGCUGUGGCCCCAGAGAGUCCCCCAGCCUCUUUUUCUGGACCCCACUGUGAAUCUCAGCCACUAUGGAGACCUGGGCUCUUUUCUGAGUAGCCCCGGAAUUCCAGUAGGGCACCCGGAUCUCUUGUGAAUAUUGGAGGAUCCUCCUUGCCUCUCAGAUACUUGGAGGGGUAUCUAAUCUUCCCUGGGAAACCCCAGUUCUAACUCUUGUAUACUCUAAAGGUGUUGUGAUUUCUCCCUUUACAAACUCUGAGCCCGAACAACCCUAGACCAUUUCUCUCAACACACGAAGCACCUCAGCUCCCCUCUCUGGGAGAAUUCUGAGGCUUACUGGAGAGAGCCUGUCAGACUGGGCAGGUCUUCCCCCUGGAGCUCCCAGGAUAGGUGAACCUGAGAGUAGCCUGGCUUUUCCUCUAGGCCUCACCUGUGCCAAAUUCACGUGCACAAGCCCAGGUGGUGUCUGUUUAAAUCCGUCAGGCAUCCUUAGGUCAAGAAUACAGUUUCUUUGUUUGUUUUUGUUUAUUUUUCCUCUCCCGAGAGGCAGAGGCCUCCUCUCUUGCAUUUGGGAUUCAGCUUUCGCUCAUUCCCAAUCUAGUUGACAUUGAGCACCCCCACCUACUUCCUUCAAAAGUCCAGGCCCUGUUCCCUGCCCCUGAGGGACCCCUGCACAGAUCUGUCCGACUCCUCGAAGCUCGCCUGAGCUCUGCCCGCUCCCACCAUCAUGAUGAUGUGGUCUAACUUCUUUAUGCAAGAGGAGGAUCGCCGCCGAGCCGCUGUGGGACGGCGUCGUGCCCAGGGACAGCAGAAUCUCGGCUUGACUCCGGAGCGCGAGGGCAAGAUCAAGCUGGUGUUGCUCUUGGCUACGGUGGGUGCCACACUGGCUGUGCUGUCCGUGGGCACCGAGUUCUGGGUGGAACUCAAUACAUACAAGUCCAACGGCAGCGCCGUCUGUGAGGCUGCCCAUAUGGGGCUGUGGAAGGUGUGCAUCAAGCGACUGUGGCAGGCUGACGUGCCCGCGGGCAGGGAGACCUGUGGUCCGGCUGAGCUACCAGGAGAGGCAAACUGCACCUAUUUCAAAUUCUUCACCACGGGGGAGAAUGCACGAAUCUUCCAGCGAACCACCAAGAAAGAGGUAAACCUGGCAGCUGCUGUGAUAGCCGUGUUGAGCCUGACAGCCAUGGCCUUGGGCUGCCUCUGUGUCAUCAUGGUGCUCAGUAAAGGUGCAGAGUUCCUGCUCCGUUUGGGAUCUGUCUGCUUUGGCCUCUCAGGCCUGCUGCUCUUUGUCAGUCUGGAGGUGUUCCGGCAUUCCGUUAGAGCCCUGCUUCAGGGAGCCAGCCCUGAGACCCCCCCAGCUCCACGCCUGACCUAUGAGUAUUCCUGGUCCCUGGGCUGUGGUGUGGGCGCUGGCCUAAUCCUGCUGCUGGGGGGCAUCUGUUUCCUGCUGCUCACCCUGCCUUCCUGGCCCUGGGGGUCACUGUGCCCCAAGCGUAGCCCAACCACCUAGAGCCCUGGCCUGCUUUCUGUAGGCAUCUGCCGAGCCGGCCUCAGUUUCCAGCUUUCUCCUCAAGACUUUUCAUCUCUCUUUUAGAGAAACUGUUCUUCCCACUCUGGGGGCCCAUUUCACAAAACGUCUUGGUCCCUCAUCUUCUUUCUGUAAAUAGCAGUUUUGGGGGUGUGGAAGAUGGUUCAGUAUGUAAAGUGCUUGCUGAGCAAGCAUGGGGACUUAAGUUUGGGCCCCCCAGAACCUACUUUAAAAGCCAAAUCAGUGGUACAUGUCUGUAAUCUCUGGGUUGGAAGGCAGAGACUGGGGAACCCUGGGCCUCACUGGCCAGCUAACCUAGCCAAUUAAUGAGGUCCAGGUUCAGGGAGAGAUCCUGUCUCAAAAGUAAGGUGGAAGCUAUGGAGGAAGAUGCCUGAUGCUGAACUCUGACAUACCCCCCCACCACACACACACACAUUUUUUUUUGUUGCUUGGGGCAGGAUGUGAAGAAGCUAUGUGCAAAUUCAGGCCCCCUGGGGAACCUUCCAGGGAGCUGAUGGGGAGAAGGGUGUAAGUCAGUGGGAGGGCAGGGGUCCCAGAAGGAUUUGGGGGCCUUCCUUGUCCAAGUCUAUGCUGAUUCACUUGAGGGAGAGAUGUCCUACCUGGUGGGGCAGGGAAGAGCCUGGGUCUGACUUCACUGUGCUCUGAUUUGGGAUUAAAGGUUUGAAGAUGUGA